Molecule: messenger RNA, 666 nt
Organism: Chionomys nivalis (European snow vole)
Lineage: Eukaryota; Metazoa; Chordata; Mammalia; Rodentia; Cricetidae
Gene: Morn2
Product: MORN repeat containing 2
Exons: 6
Coding region: 1-666 (221 amino acids)
Source: RefSeq, a predicted model, not a curated record
AUGACCCGCACACGCCACGUCAGGCCGUACCUGGCUCGUAGCGUCGCCGGCCGCGGCUCUCAGGAGGCGGCACCCUGGGUCGGGGUCCGAGUUGGGCUCGGCCUCCCUUCUCGGACCUCACCCGCAGCAGCCGCCCCGCCCAAGCGCCUUCUGAUUGGCUCCUUGCGUGUCUGCUUCCGGCGCCCAGCUCCCUCGGAGGCUGCAGAGCUGGCGAGCCAGGGGGAAUCGCAGAGUCGCGACAGUCUGUCCGAAACGUCUCCGUCAACGUCUUCAGAAGUAUAUAAGAUCAAGUUUAUAUUCCCAAAUGGCGACAAGUAUGAUGGUGACUGUACAAGAACAUCUUCCGGGGUCUACGAGAGAAACGGGACAGGCGUCCACACCACUCCUGACGGGAUUGUCUACACGGGAAGCUGGAAAGAUGACAAGAUGAAUGGCUUUGGGAGACUUGAGCAUUUUUCAGGAGCCGUGUAUGAAGGACAAUUUAAGAACAAUAUGUUUCACGGACUGGGGACUUACACAUUCCCAACUGGGGCAAAGUACACUGGAAAUUUCAAUGAAAACAGGGUAGAAGGUGAGGGCGAGUACACGGACAUCCAAGGCCUUCAGUGGAGUGGCAACUUCCACUUCACAGCUGCUCCUGGCCUGAGGCUGAAGCUCUACAUGUAG